GGAAAUGGGCUAUAGAAAGCUGAAAGCAGAGCAAGAAAUGGUCAUUACUGCCUUUGUUGAAGGAAAAGAUGUUUUUGCAUGUCUCCCCACUGGUUUUGGGAAGUCAUUGUGUUACUAUUGUCUUCCAGCAUUAUUUGAUUCUGUUAAGCAUCAUACUUCACCUUGGUCCAUUGUAAUAGUAGUCUCUCCCCUGCAUGCUUUGAUGCAAGACCAGGUGGAAGCUCUGACAAAGAAGGGUGUGAGUGCCAUUUGUGUUUUAGGACAUGAGGAAAAGGAAAUGGAUAGGAUUGUAUCAGGGGAUUAUCGUUUAAUAUUUACGACUCCAGAAGUGUUAUUAACUCGAAAAGACUGGAGACAUGUCUUUCAAAGUUCAUCAGUUGAAGAACUGUUGGUUGGUAUAAUUGUUGAUGAAGCCCACUGUGUUAAGACAUGGGGAAGAGACUUCAGAAAAGAAUUUAGCAAACUAGGUGAUCUUCGCGGGUAUUUUUCUGUCAUUGUAAAUUUCAUGGCUCUAACAGCAACUGCAUCAAUGAGUACACGUAAGGAGGUGAUACGUUUGUUAGGAAUGAAAAAACCUGUUACCAUUGAGGAAGUUGGAAUACAAUUGUCUUACUUGAUAGACGAACUUCGUGAGAAACGCGGACAUACUGAUAAAACUAUUGUUUUCUGUCGCACAUACAAGGAUUGCACAGACUUAUACUUAACAUUCAAGCGGGAACUAAAGAGUGAGAUUACUGAACCUAUUGGAUAUCCUGAUGUGUCUCCAUUCCGUCUCGUUGAUAUGUUUCAUGCUUGCAACAGCAGUAGUACUAAAUCUGCAAUCUUAACAUCUUUCUUGUCUCAGUCUAGGCUACGAAUCCUAGUGGCAACAGUAGCUUUUGGAAUGGGUGUAGAUUGCCCUAAUGUCAGACGAAUCAUUCACUGGGGCCCACCUAUAAACGUAGAAAGUUAUAUUCAGGAAACUGGUAGGGCAGGUCGUGAUGGCCAACCAGCACGUGCUAUUUUAUUUUAUUCCAAGAGAGACUUGUCUCAUCCUUAUAUGGAGGAAAGCAUCCGUAAUUACUGCCAAAAUGCUUCUGUUUGCCGAAGACAGGUACUCUUUAAAGAUUUUGAAUAUUCUUCUGAUACUAGUAAAAACCAAUGCAUUUGUUGUGACUUAUGUGUUAUGGUGUGUGAAUGUAGUGAAUGUGCAAUUUGA
This is a messenger RNA of Amphimedon queenslandica, 1198 nucleotides long. Its product is annotated as ATP-dependent DNA helicase RecQ-like. The transcript has 3 exons. The coding region runs from base 5 to 1198 and encodes 397 amino acids. Gene Ontology annotation, cellular component: cytoplasm; nucleus; chromosome. Lineage: Eukaryota; Metazoa; Porifera; Demospongiae; Haplosclerida; Niphatidae. Gene Ontology annotation, biological process: double-strand break repair via homologous recombination. The record is from RefSeq and is a predicted model, not a curated record. Gene Ontology annotation, molecular function: ATP binding; 3'-5' DNA helicase activity; four-way junction helicase activity.